CACAGGUUGGGGCAAGGUUACGUGAUAUCGAGUUUUCGCGCUAUAACCCGUGUUGUACAACUCACUGUUGCAGCACGCACUACGGCGGUUCCAAACCCUUAGAAUGACUUUCUCCAGACAAAUGUAUUCGAUUAAUCUAUUACGGACAAGUUGGCUGCAUUAUUGUGUUAACAAUCGAUACUCAGUAGUCCCAGUCACUGGAUUAUCCGAAUCAUCAGUAGCUGGUGACCAGGAAUCUGAAACUAAUUACAACAAACUAAAAUCCCUAAAUUUCUCCGUGAAUUCAGUUACGUUACUUGGGACUGUCAUCGGGAUAAAAACAUUCCCAAUGCAAAAAGCUCCAGAUCGCAACUGGACUCUUAUAUUUUUGAAAACCCAAUCACCCAGAUUUAUAAAUGCUGAAAAUAAAUAUUUAACUGGGACCUCUGAUACGGAUGAAUAUGAUUCGAAAUUUAAAAUGGUAUGGUGCAGUACAUCGAAUAGAGUCCAUGUUUUCAGUCCUAAAUUGGUCAGCGCUCUUAGAGAUGUUAAACUUGGUGAACGUCUACUAGUCACUGGAUUUCUUUCUUAUUAUCAAUCACCUAAACCUGAUGGAACGGCUCAAAGAAACUGCUGCGUCACGGCUCAGCGCAUCGCUCAUAUGGGUUGGUCUAAUGAUUAUCAGUCCAGUGAGAAUCUGGCGGAAGUUCUUGAAACGUAAAUUUUAGGUGAAGAUUUAUCACUAUGUGUCUCACAACAUAUAUAUUUUAAUCUUCCCAUUAAUGCCAUCACAUCCAUCCAGUAAACAAAAAGUAAAUGGUUAGUAGAAUGUUCAAUGAAGUAAAUCCAUUCACAGUUCAUAUAAUGGGAUUGUCCUUAAUCGAUUGUCUAUUGUCCAAAAAAUAACAUUUGAUAUAUACCUAUUUCGUUCUAAAUCAUGCAUAUGCAAAUAUUUUAUUGAGAUAAAAAACGAAACUGAUUUUUUCCGGUAUGUUACUCGAUUAAGGAUAGAUUGUCCUCUGAAACUUCGUAGUAAUUGUUUGAGUGCCGUAAUUAGCUGUAUUUUUAUCACCAAUACUUACGUUUUAACUGAAAGGUCAAGUAUUUCAAAUUCGUCUGAAGCGAGUUUUACUAAAUGCUGUUUGAAAAUAUAAAUCUAUACUAGAUCCAGAGGUUUGCUACUAGUUUACCACAAAAUGUAAUCAACUUCAGAGUACAUCGUAAACUGAUGGGUAAGUUCACCUUAAGCUUAUAGAAUAAACAUGAAGCGCUUGUGAGUUCCUCACGUAUUUCGAAAUGACGGAAAUGUUAAUAAACAAAUGAAUACAA
Molecule: messenger RNA, 1308 nt
Organism: Schistosoma spindalis
Lineage: Eukaryota; Metazoa; Platyhelminthes; Trematoda; Strigeidida; Schistosomatidae
Source: the annotation of a GenBank genome assembly